Molecule: messenger RNA, 1244 nt
Organism: Neoarius graeffei (lesser salmon catfish)
Lineage: Eukaryota; Metazoa; Chordata; Actinopteri; Siluriformes; Ariidae
Exons: 5
Coding region: 1-861 (286 amino acids)
Source: RefSeq, a predicted model, not a curated record
AUGCAGCAAGACAGCAAAAACCUUAACCCAGUCCCUUACAACGCUGAAUAUGUGGGUCACAAGUUACACAUUGACCAAAAUGAAAAAUUGGUCAUGUUUGGAGUGACCCAUGUCAUGGCUAUUGAUGGGUACAGUAAGAAGAUUGUUGGGCAUUCAACAAUGCCCAUCAAAAACAACAUUAUAAUUUAUGAUGAAGUGUACAGGCCAGCUGUGAUGUCCUACGGGAUAUGGGACCAAGUGCGUGUAGACUGUGGAAGGGAGUUUUUCUUGAUCUUAUUUGUCCAGGAGAAGCUGGCUGCAUACCGCCACAACAAGGAAAGGCAGCCAUACCUUCAAACGCCAUCGACCAGGAAUCAUACAAUUGAAAGGAUGUGGUUAGAAGUAAAUCAAAGGGUAAAUUUUCCCCUGAAGACUGCGCUUGUUCAGAUGUGUGACCAGGAGGAAAUUUGUUUGGAUGACAGCUUGACAAAAUUCUGCACAUCCAACCUAACAUGUCACAUAUCCCGAAUUGGCCUCACAAAUUUUGUGAAAGCAUGGAAUGCCCACAGAAUUCCAGGAAAGGGGAUACCAAAUCUCCUCUGUGGUCAAGGAUGCCCGGCAAAGGUCUUGGAAGACAACCUACCUAUUGGUGAAAUUGCAGCAGACCUCUACCAGCAGGAAGUGGGGACAGCACUGACCAGAGAAGCUGUGUUUGGCACAGACCCUUUUUCCAAUGAGGAAGCCCGCAGAAAUGCUGAAAGCGAGUUUGCAUCACACUUUGAUCCCUUGUCACUUUUGCACAGUGCAGUCAACAACAAUUUCAGCCCAUUUCAGAAUGCACUUAGGUGUCUUAUUGAUAUCACUAGACAACAUGCUGCUUAAGAGUAAUGUUUGCUUCCUUAACAUUAGUCCUGCAAUUUCAGGAUUGUAAUACACUGCUUUGUCUUGCCAUUUACCAUGUCUUUGAUGGUUGAGCAGAAGGUUCUUAUGAAAGAUGCACAAUCCAAACAAUGAUGCUCAGAAAUAAACAUUUAUUAUCAAAGGCCAAAGGAAAUAUGCAUUUUAUAUGAAUUGUUUUAUUCAGUAACCACUCUAGUUUAGGCCUCUGUACUCUGAACAGUCCAAACAACGAUGUCCAAAAAUAAACAUUUAUUAAGAACGAAAAGUAAGAGGCCAGUAGCAGCUCACAAAAUUAGGCCUCUGCAGUCUUAAAAAAUAACAGCACUGCAGAGAGACCCAGUGUCUCAUGUAUAUUUUCACUAAAA